Messenger RNA from Aureobasidium pullulans EXF-150, 933 nucleotides. RefSeq names its product NAD(P)-binding protein. Gene Ontology annotation, cellular component: endoplasmic reticulum. NCBI's taxonomy places the organism in Eukaryota, Fungi, Ascomycota, Dothideomycetes, Dothideales, Saccotheciaceae. Gene Ontology annotation, molecular function: oxidoreductase activity. The transcript has a single exon. Bases 1 to 933 code for a protein of 310 amino acids. The record is from RefSeq and is a predicted model, not a curated record.
AUGACAAUGGCUUUUACCGAUCCUCUCCAAUACCUUGGCGCGGCCACAGCUCUCUUCCUGACUCUCAAGGUCGUUCAUUUCGCCACUCCAUACCUCACGCCAAGCAAAUUGCACCGCUACCAACAUGACGGAAACUCCUGGGCUCUGGUGACUGGCAGCACUUCCGGCAUAGGCGAAGGUUUCGCUCACGCUCUCGCAAACAAGAAAUUCAAUCUGCUUCUCCAUGGCCGCAAUCAAACCAAACUGGAUAAACUGGUCAAGGAGCUCAAUCAGCAAUAUCCAGACGUGCAGGUCAAGACAGUCAUAGCAGAUGUCUCCGACAUCGACGUCGACGUCUCCGCCAUCGUCUCUGCUGCCUCUUCACUUCCCGGCAAACUCACUAUCUUAAUCAACAAUGUCGGCGGCGCUCCACUGUCACCUUCCUACGGCACGUUAACAGAGGUCGACGCGAACUAUGUGGAUAAAAUGAUCAAUCUGAAUUCCCGCUCACCUACCCAAUUGACCAGAGAAAUGCUACCGCUUCUAACAAACAACUCGCCUGCAUUGAUCAUGAGUACUUGCUCCGUCACUGGAUACCGCGGUCUUCCUUAUCUAGCAGUCUACUCAGCAACCAAAGCCUUCAACUACACUUUCAACGAAGCCAUGGCUACGGAACUCCUUGCAGAAAGCAAGAAUAUCGAAAUGUUGGGUAUUGUGGUUGCGAGCGUGGUUAGUGCGGGUAAUAAAACUACUGAAGGCGUGUUUACAUGUAAUGCUAGGAAGAUGGCUGAGGAGGCAUUGGGAAGAGUUGGAUGUGGAAGGGCGCAGGUUAUUGGGUGGUGGAGGCAUGCUGUGCAGUGGUGGUUGAUGAGUUUGCUGCCAGCGUGGGCGUUGGAGAAGGCGUUGAUUGGGGCUAUGACUGAUAGGAGGGUGCAGGAACAGAAGGGGGAGUAG